AAAGAGAUCCUAACCAUUUCAAUCUUGUAUAGGCUGAGGGAUCGAGCACGAAAGCGUGUGGUACCGUAAAUGCACAAGACCCACUAAUUUAGAUUUGCACUAUGGCCAAAACAAGCAUACACCAUCGGUCAAAUGCACAAGAUAACGGUUGCUGGAUCUCAUAUGCCUAGGCUCCACAUUCCCUCAACUUAAAGAUCGCUCUGGCAAAAACAGUAAAAGUCAAACAUAUCUACAAUAUGGAGAUGGUAAAGGAGAGAUCCACUAUAAGUUGCUCUUUUGGGACAUGUUAGAUGGGGACAUGGCUUUCAAAUUCCAGGAUUGGGCUUCCGUGCCAGCGUUAUAAUGAUGUAAUAGGCUUUUUCUUAGGACUUGACGGUUGACCUUUGCAUGGGCGUCCUGGGAUUUGGAUGGAAUUGGUGUGGGUAUCAACAAAACCCACAAUCCCCGUACGAGCUUACAAAUUCUGCCUAGUACCUGAGGCUAGGCGACAUUUUUCCUUACUGUAGUGCAAAAAUUAGGAUGGGAUUCAUGGCAUGCCAGCAAAUGGUCAAGUUGCUUCCUCUUUAACAACUGCAAGUGGCAAGCCUUUUCCUCUUCUCCAAGGGUCACCCGAACCUAAAAAAGGCACAACAUAAUUUCAGUUUGAUUUCUAUUGUCACGUGCUGAGCGAUCCCAAUCCAAAAAUCACUCCAGCAGUGCUGAAUCACUCCAGCAGUGCUGCACUCAGCUCAGUUCGUCGAGCUAAGUCAGCCUUAACCUUACAAACACGCAGCAAGAAGUAAUUGAAGGGUUGUGAAGAGUUAAACCAGUUAAAACAAGUUAAAACUAGCUAGAAUGGAAGAGAAUUAGAUAAAUGUCUCUUAUAUUACACUUGGAAAAAAUGUAAAAGGCAAGAAUACAGAAAAGCUCACAAAUGCUAUACAAAGUGCUCACAAAGUGUCCCAAUGGCUCUUUAGGUGUAGGAGGCUUCCAUUCCCCUUAAAAUGCUACCAAUGGGUGUAUUUAUAGGCAAAUGAGGGUGCUUGGCCGAUUUAAUCACGUAGUUGGUAAUUUUCCACGUGUCUGCCUCUGUUUGGGCGGUUUGAGAUCUGUUUGGGACCUUCUGAAAUUUUUUGGUAAAUUCUGGCAGAAUUGAACCUCAUUAUGGCGUGCCACAGGCCCGCGCGCCUCGCCCGUCCUUGGCCCGCCCGCGCCUAGCAACUUCCACCAGCGUCUGGAGAAUCCUUGAAGCUUCUGGAAUUCUCACGCGUCCUCCAGCCCGCAUGAACCUCGUUUGCCUGCACGACCGUCCCAGUGCGCGGCCUACCAGCGCGCUCCCUCUGUGUGUGCGGCCCACCAUCGCGCUCCUUUUGUGCGCACGGCCUGCUAGCGUGCCCAGUGAACCUCAUUUGCGCCUGGACAUCUCCAGAUGCUCCUGGAACCUUCUCGAAUGUUCCAGUCCCAUUGAACCUCCUUCCAUCUGGCGACGCCCCUGGCUUCUAGCACCUUCCCCUGUGCUGGACUGGCCCAAUUGCACUCCAUUGGGCCUGCCACUAACCAGAUCACCUCCAUUGCCUUGGCCAACCCGUCUGGCCUGCUGAACUCCAUGCCUGCCCAGUCUCUUAAUGAACCUCGCUUGCUAGCCCUUUUGACCCGCAAAUUCUACCUGUUUUCUUCAACUAUGCCAGUUUCCUCUAGUAUCCACGGGCCAAUGCAGAAUUGGAUCCAACCAUAUGUAAAGCCAAUCUUCCUUCAAAUUAUGGGCCCUUUGGUUCCAUCGCCUUUGAACCGUGACACUAUACGUUAAGUCCGAGGGGCUGAGAGGAGCAGUUGCGUCCUGGACCCUAACCCGGAAGCACGAAUAGCUAAAAUGUAAUUUCCUUCUAAUUGAUUGGUUUGACCUCUGACGACGGCAGUUUUCUUUCUCGCCUUUCAAUGACUUCUCCUCAAUUGAAGUCUAGUACCAUAUACACAUAAUUUAACUUCACCAAUCAUGUGAUCAAAUUUCACAUGGCCUGUUUUGUUCUCUGUAUCCUGCCCUUGAGGACCUUGCAGUCGCCGCCCUUUCCUUAUUACCUCAGACUUCGCAGAAUCUCAAUGCACUCUUCGAAUAGUUCCAAAGCCCUGGCGUACACUUUUCAAUUUUCUUUAAUAUUAUUUUGUCAUUUUUCUCUCUGGCUUUAGAUCGUCAUUGGUCAAGGGGGAGGAAGGGAACAACCAUUUUUCCCUUUGCCUUAAGAAACCGCACACGCACUCUUCUAAAAUUAUAAAUUAAUUCAGACUCAUACCGACUCAUCCCAUGGACUGGGAUUGGGUUGCAUGUGCUUUGCCUAUAAAUAGGUCCCCAUGCUCCAUACUCUCACCACAUGAACUCCACUUGCUUUCCCAUAACCUUUUUACACUUGCAUAUAUAAUCUCUUUCUCAUUUCCAACAUUCAUACCAUGCCAAAUUCUCCAAUGGCCUCAGCUCACCUCCUCAUUCCUCUGCUCUUCCUUACUUUCCUUCUCUUGUUAUCAGGUGCAUAUUCGGCUACUUUUACAAUCACAAACAAGUGCAGCUAUCAAGUUUGGCCAGGUAUUCUUUCAAACGCUGGAACUCCACAACUUCCCACCACAGGUUUCGCUCUUCAGCCCGGUGAAUCAAGCUCCGUCUCCAUGCCAGCCUCCUGGUCUGGCCGUUUAUGGGGUCGAACUCUCUGCACCCAAGAUGUCACCACUGGCAAAUUUACUUGUCUGACUGGUGAUUGUGGCUCAUCCACUAUCCAAUGCUCCGGUGAUGGCGCUACUCCUCCUGCCACCCUCGCAGAAUUCACUCUUAAUGGAGCUAACGGGCUUGACUUCUACGAUGUCAGCCUUGUCGACGGAUACAACCUGCCAAUGCUAAUAGCACCACAAGGCGGCACCGGAGGUAAUUGUACGGUGACUGGCUGCGGUGUGGAGUUGAACAAUGCAUGCCCGUCGGAGCUGAAGGUAAUGGACAGUGAAAACGGGGAGAGCGUGGCAUGUAAAAGCGCAUGCGAUGCGUUUGGGGAGCCUCAAUAUUGCUGUAGUGGAGCGUACGCGAAUCCGAAUACGUGCAAGCCCAGCUCUUACUCGGAGUUCUUUAAGAAUGUUUGCCCUCGAGCUUACAGCUAUGCCUAUGAUGAUGGAACCAGCACCUUCACCUGUGCCGGCGCCGACUAUGCCAUUACAUUCUGUCCUUCCCCUUCUACCAGUCUGAAAUCGGCAAAUGGACAGUAUCCAGAAGCGGUGCAAGUCUCAGGCGGCACUCAUAGGACGUCACCCUAUCUGUUUAGCGGGGCCAUCACCAUUAUGGCGGCAAUUUGGCGUUUGUGGCAGCUGCUCUAUUGACCAUCCACAACUUUCAACAACAGGCCAACUCUUUUCUCAUCUGUAAAUAUUGUAGCAAAGAUGCCAACGCAAUAUUCCAAUCAGUUCAAGUUUGAAGCCCAGAUGCUGAAAUUGAAGAAUUGGCCUGGCCUUCAUAUUUCACAGUGUUGGUGCCCAACUCCCACAAAGAAUUUGGGAGUUUUAGUAAUGAUAUUUUUUGAGCAAAGAUGUGAUGGAAGAGAGUGGGGCAAAAGGGUAUGCCUGAAUCAGCAGUCACCUUUCUGACUUGGAUAAAGACACUGAAACAACAAGUUGUUGCAGCUAAAUGAGAGCAUAACAGCAAGUGGGUGCCUUAAUUUUUACUUGAUUUUAUUUCCCUAAUUGUUUUGAGGAUGUAAUAGUUUAAUGUUUUCUCAAGUUGUUGGAUUGUGUAGUCUAAACCUCUGCCUAUUAAUGCCAACUUUGAUUACUUCAUAAUC
Manihot esculenta (cassava) is the source of this 3788-nucleotide messenger RNA. RefSeq names its product thaumatin-like protein 1. The transcript has 4 exons. NCBI's taxonomy places the organism in Eukaryota, Viridiplantae, Streptophyta, Magnoliopsida, Malpighiales, Euphorbiaceae. Gene Ontology annotation, cellular component: extracellular region. The record is from RefSeq and is a predicted model, not a curated record. Gene Ontology annotation, biological process: defense response. Bases 2422 to 3330 code for a protein of 302 amino acids.